This is a messenger RNA of Corticium candelabrum, 908 nucleotides long. RefSeq lists its product as uncharacterized. The transcript is spliced from 5 exons. Lineage: Eukaryota; Metazoa; Porifera; Homoscleromorpha; Homosclerophorida; Plakinidae. The record is from RefSeq and is a predicted model, not a curated record. Gene Ontology annotation, molecular function: oxidoreductase activity. The coding region runs from base 195 to 734 and encodes 179 amino acids.
UUUUGCGCUGUGCCUAUCUCUUUGUUUCCAACUGUUUUCUGUCUAAGCGGUCUGACUGCAUUAUGGCAGCACGAAAACUAGUCAAUGUACGCAUUACCUCUGACACUGUUUGACCAUGGUGUUGGGUUGGCAAGCGUCAUCUAGACCUUGCAACCCAGACUCUUAGGGACAAGCUAGAUGUUCAGAUCAAAUGGAUGCCUUACCAACUCAAUCCACACAUGCCAGAGGAAGGAAUUCCAAUGGAACGUUACUACACAGCCAAGUUUGGGGAACAAGGAGCUGCGAUGGCUAGAGACAUGAACGGAUCACGAUGCGGGAAAAUGGGCAGAGCAGUGGGAUUGGACUUCAGUGGUGCAAAGAUGGUUAUUAAUACAAUGCGUUCCCAUCUGUUGAUGGAAUGGGCUGCUGAUCAGAGUCUGGAGAAGCAGCACAGUUUGGCAGAAGUUUUGUUCAAGUAUCAUUUCGCGGAUGGUCGUAAUGCAAAUGAUGUUGAUACACUUGUCUUGGCUGCUGAGGAAGCUGGUCUAGAUGGAAAGAAAGCGCGAGAAGGACUAGAAGAUCGAGACAUUCGUAGCAAAGUGGAUACUAUGCUGAUGGCAGCUCGUACUGUGAGAGGCAUCACUGGCGUACCUCACUUUGAGAUUACCGGCCCUAAUGGUAGUUCAUUUCAGAUGUCAGGUGCACAGCCACCAGACAAUUUUGUUCAAGUGUUUGAGCGGUUGCUAUCCAAAUAACAAGAAGGGCGUGCAGAUCACUUGUGGCUUUGAGAGUUUCUUCAUUUUGUUGGAAUCGACUUAUAAUCUCAAUGUUUUGGUAUUGCUGCUAAUGAUGACUGUCUGUGUAAACCCAUUGGGCUACAGACGGUUUGAUGUUGUACAGUUUGUGCCAAUACAUCAUUACCACACUCA